Molecule: messenger RNA, 1239 nt
Organism: Syzygium oleosum
Lineage: Eukaryota; Viridiplantae; Streptophyta; Magnoliopsida; Myrtales; Myrtaceae
Product: ATP-dependent Clp protease proteolytic subunit 4, chloroplastic
Exons: 3
Coding region: 36-947 (303 amino acids)
Biological process (GO): protein quality control for misfolded or incompletely synthesized proteins
Cellular component (GO): endopeptidase Clp complex
Molecular function (GO): ATP-dependent peptidase activity; ATPase binding; serine-type endopeptidase activity
Source: RefSeq, a predicted model, not a curated record
CCUUCUUCCUCACCCAUCUCUUUCUCUCUCUAGGGAUGGACCUCCUCUCUCUCUCCUCCCCAUCCUCACCUCACUUCCUCCCCCUCAAACCCUCCUCCCUCCAUGUCCCCAGGCCACCCCCUCCUCCUCUCCUCUCCCUCAAGCCCCACCCCGCCGCCGCUCCGCCUCCUCCCCUCCCCUCCCUCAAGGCCCGUCUCGCCGCCCCCUCCCCAAGGCCCCGCCGGGCCGCCGCCGCCGCCGCCGCCGCCGUCUCGUCGGCGGCACCUCAGACGCCCGCCACCGCCAUGCGGGGCGCCGAGGCCGACGCCAUGGGGCUCCUGCUCAGGGAGCGCAUCGUCUUCCUGGGGAGCAGCAUCGACGACUUCGUCGCGGACGCGAUUAUCAGCCAGCUGCUCCUGCUCGACGCUCAGGACCACACCAAGGACAUCCGGCUCUUCGUCAAUUCCACCGGCGGCUCGCUUAGUGCUACAAUGGCUAUAUAUGAUGUCGUACAGCUUGUCCGAGCUGAUGUUUCAACUGUGGCUCUAGGCAUUUCAGCAUCAACAGCUUCCAUAAUACUUGGUGGAGGCACUAAAGGGAAGCGUCUUGCGAUGCCAAAUACACGCAUAAUGAUUCAUCAACCUCUUGGUGGUGCAAGUGGGCAAGCUAUAGAUGUGGAAAUUCAAGCUCGAGAAGUUAUGCAUAACAAAACUAAUGUCACCAAGAUUAUUUCUUCUGUCACUGGACGUCCAUUCGAACAAGUCGAAAAAGAUAUUGACAGAGAUCGGUACAUGUCUCCAAUUGAAGCUGUUGAGUAUGGAAUCAUCGACGGAGUAAUUGAUAGAGAUAGUAUUAUUCCUUUGAUGCCUGUGCCUGAAAGGGUGAAGUCCAGAUUGAACUACGAGGAAAUCAGUAAGGACCCUAGGAAAUUUUUGACACCAGAUAUUCCUGACGAUGAGAUAUACUAGUGUGGUUUGCAAAUGCAGGUUCUAUCACAUCUUGGAUUUAGGAAGAUGAUAUUCUCCUUCUGUGGUCAUUGAGGCUCAUGCCAUGUUGAAUCUGAAGGGGGCUUUUGUAAGUUGAGCUUGAACACUUUAGGGUGUAGCAUGGCAUAGUUGGGUUGAUGGGCAAACACUUGUUAUCCUCUGAAACUUGAGGACAUUGGUUUACAUCACUUCUGUUCAAAUGUAACUUGCCUGUGAUAUUUGCCUAUCAUAGUCGGCACGGCACUUGAAUUCUACAUCUUUCAGGUUAUUCUUA